This is a messenger RNA of Neurospora crassa OR74A, 1580 nucleotides long. RefSeq names its product vacuolar membrane ATPase 6 (gene vma-6). Gene Ontology annotation, biological process: vacuolar transport; vacuolar acidification; proton transmembrane transport. Gene Ontology annotation, molecular function: proton-transporting ATPase activity, rotational mechanism. Gene Ontology annotation, cellular component: proton-transporting V-type ATPase, V0 domain; vacuolar proton-transporting V-type ATPase complex; fungal-type vacuole membrane. The transcript is spliced from 4 exons. The record is from RefSeq and is a predicted model, not a curated record. Lineage: Eukaryota; Fungi; Ascomycota; Sordariomycetes; Sordariales; Sordariaceae. The coding region runs from base 124 to 1218 and encodes 364 amino acids.
CUCGAUGGACAACUGGAGCUCCAACAACGACAAGAGCAGCCCAGACAGGGAGUGCCAGCCAUCUGUUGUUGUUGAACACUCGCUCGCUUGAACAUAUCACCACCUCCAACUCCAACCGCAGACAUGGAGGGCCUAUUAUUCAACGUCAACAAUGGCUACAUUGAGGGUAUCGUCCGUGGAUACAGGAACAGCCUGUUGACGAGCACCAACUAUACCAACAUGACGCAAUGCGAGUCGAUUGAUGACCUUAAACUCCAACUCGGACCUGCAUACGGCGACUUCCUCGCCUCUCUCCCGCCCAAGCCUUCGACCUCCGCUCUCGCUGCCAAGACCACCGACAAGCUGGUCUCCGAGUUCCGCUAUGUCCGCGCCAACGCGGCCGGCUCCCUGGCCAAGUUCAUGGACUACCUCACCUACGGCUACAUGAUCGACAACGUCGCCCUGCUCAUCACGGGCACCCUUCACGAGCGCGACACGCGCGAGCUGCUCGAGCGCUGCCACCCGCUCGGCUGGUUCGAGACCAUGCCCGUCCUCUGCGUGGCCACCAACAUUGAGGAGCUGUACAACAGCGUCAUGAUCGAGACCCCACUGGCCCCGUACUUUAAGAGCAGCCUGUCGCUCCAGGACCUGGACGAGCUCAACAUCGAGAUUGUGCGCAACACGCUUUACAAGAACUACCUCGAGGACUUUUACCACUUCGUCAACACCCACCCCGAUAUGGCCGGGACCCCGACUGCCGAGGUGAUGUCGGAGUUGCUGGAGUUUGAGGCGGAUAGGCGGGCUAUCAACAUCACUCUUAACUCGUUCGGCACCGAGCUGUCCAAGGCGGACCGUAAGAAGCUCUAUCCUAACUUUGGGCAGCUGUACCCGGAGGGGACGCUCAUGUUGUCGCGGGCAGAUGACUUUGAGGGUGUGAGGCUCGCUGUUGAGGGUGUGGCUGAUUACAAGUCGUUCUUCGAUGCUGCUGGCCUCGGAGGCGGUCCCAGCGGUCCCGGUAACAUGGGCGGUGGCGGAACUGAGGGCAAGAGUCUGGAGGACAUGUUCUACCAGAAGGAGAUGGAGAUCUCCAAGAUGGCGUUCACGAGGCAGUUCACCUAUGCCAUAGUGUAUGCGUGGGUCAAGUUGAGAGAGCAGGAAAUCCGCAAUAUCACUUGGAUCGCCGAGUGCAUAGCGCAGAACCAGAAGGAGAGGAUCAACAACUACAUCAGCGUUUUCUAAAGAGCAGUAAGUUGUCGUAAUGAGGUUUGAUUUUCAGGUUGCAUUUUUAUCAGAGGAACCUCGUCCUCCCCCUAUGUUUUGCUUGAGCCGGGUUGUCAGUGCAUGUUAUCAAUGACCAAGAAAUGGGAAGGGGAGAAAAGGCGUAUUGGGCGCGUUACGGCCAAAGUAUUAUAUCUGGACUCUUGGGGAACACAAAAGGGGUAUCAUCAUCAUCGACAUGGCCUGCCCCCGCGUGCGCCCCUUGGUUUUCUCCGGUUAUUGUUUAUUGUUGUAUUGUACAUAGAGAAGGCCUCUUUGUUUUGUUACACACGCUUUCAUGCUACGACUGGAAAUCACAUCUUCUUCCGCUCACUCACACACAA